Messenger RNA from Yamadazyma jaroonii, 2652 nucleotides. The record is from the annotation of a GenBank genome assembly. Lineage: Eukaryota; Fungi; Ascomycota; Pichiomycetes; Serinales; Debaryomycetaceae.
AUGCACAAACAACAAUUACAUAAUUUACAACAAAUGCAAUUACAAAAUCAAUUCCAAUAUCAAAAUUAUAACCCUUACUUAACUAUGAGUAAGACUUCUGAUAAUACUUUAAAUCAAUUAAAUAUUUCUAGAACUAUCAUAAUAAAGAACAUAAACCCUUCAUUAUCAUUACAACAAUUGUUGGAUAAUGUUGAUUUUGGACCUAUUGAAUAUUUAAAGUUAUUUUCCAAGGAUAAAUCCAAUGAAAGUUAUAAAUUUUGUUAUAUUUCAUUCAUAAAUUCUACCAUUUCCAUUAAUUUCUUCCUUAAAUAUAAUAAUUUAAGUAAUCUUAAUGAUUUGAAAACAAAAUUAUCUUCAGAUAAUUUGAAAAUUAGUUUAAAUGAUAGUAAAAAUGUUAAAGAUUUCAUAAAAUUGAAGACUUUAAACUAUAUAAAUGAUUUUAAUGCUACCAGAAGUUUACAAUUGAAUUAUGAAGUAUUUGAUAAUAUCGAUAGUAAACGAGAACUCGGAAUGGUAUUGGAUAAUUAUUGUUCUAAAUCAAAUGUUGAAUAUGAGAAAGUAUGUUUCAAUGAAAAUUCCGUACAAAUUCAUUUCACUUCAAUUGAUUCAAGUAUAAGAAUAUUUGAAAUGUUCCAAAAAACUGUUCAAUUGAGUAAUCAAAAAUUGGUUAAUGAAGAAGAAUUUGAUGAUAAAUUCCUCAUAAUAAAUGUUGAAUUUAUAAAAGAUAGAUGUGAUAGGACAAUAAUUAAUGAAAAAAUCCCCAGUACAAGAUCAGGUACUCCAGUGGGAGAUAAUGACAAUGAUAUGAUAAAUGAAAGUGUUCGUACAACGUUAUUAGAUGAUUAUAAUCAAUAUCCUAGUAGUGAUAAAUUUGAUGAAAGUGAAGAUGAAGAUGAAGAUGAAAAUGAAGAUUUGGGUUUAGGUUUGGAAGUGAAUAAUUCUUUAGUAGGUACACCAAUAAUGCAAAGAAUGGGGGCUAAUGGUAUACCUUCUGGUAUACCUUCAGGAAUGGCCACUCCUAUAGCUGGUCUUGGAACUCCUGGUAUGGUACCUGCAGGUAUAGUUACUCCUGGCAUAGGUCCAGGAAUGAUCUCUGGUAUGAUGACUCCUGGAAUAGCUACUCCUGUAAUGCCUCCUGUAAUGCCCCCAGUUAUGCCCACUCCUCCAAUGCAUUCUAUGGAUGAAGAUUUCAUUAACUACAGUUAUAAUGAUCCUUAUAAUGUAGGUAAUAGAACCAUUUAUUUAGGUAACUUACAUCCUCAAUCAACCAUUGAAGAAAUAGCCAAUAAUGUCAGAGCUGGUGGAUUAUUGGAAUCUAUUAAAUAUUAUCCUGAAAAGAGACAUUGUUUCAUAACUUUCAUCGAUCCCGGCAUUGCAUUAAAAUUCUAUCUUAAUCAUCAAGUAGUUCAUCAAUUAAUUAUCCAUGGUUAUGAUAUUACUGUUGGAUGGGCUAAGACUCAUUCAGGUCCUUUAAAUCGUGAAAUAUCUUUAGCUGUAACUGCGGGAGCUUCAAGAAAUGUUUAUAUCGGAAUUAAAUUGAAUAAGACCGAGGAGAUUAUUGAAAAACCUAUUUUACCUACAGAAUUAUCUUUAAGGAAAGAUUUUAAAGAAUUUGGUAAUCUAGAACAAAUCAAUUUCUAUCAUAAUGACUGUGCAUUUAUAAAUUUUUGUAAUAUCUUAGAUGCUAUAAGAGUAGUUGAAUUAUUCGAAUUGAAAAAUAUCACAAAAUUGAAUUCAAUCGCUAAAAAUGAUGGAUUUUAUGAUAAAUAUAAAGAAUUUAAAAUAAGUUUUGGUAAAGAUAGAUGUGGUAAUCCACCAAAAUUUUCUUUUAAGAAGAAAUUUGGUAAAGUAAGACAAAAAAUCUAUUUUGAAGAGAAAAAACAAGAAGAAAUUAAUGAUGAAGCAGCUAUGGUAUUUGGUAUUAUUAAAGAUGAAAAGAAUCUUGAUGAAUCUUUAGAAAGUUUACAAGAAUCACCUGAAGAAGAUGAUAUAAUAACAAGAGAAAGAGAAAAAGAAUUGGCUAAAGGUCUUAACAAUCUUAAUAUUCAAGAACCAAAAGAAAAGCCAAAAGAUGAUAAUGAUGAAAAAGAUGAAGAAAAAGAUGAUGAUGAUGAUAUUUCCAUUAUCAUUGGAUCUGAUGAUACCUCAUCAACUACUGCUAAUAAUUCAAAUGAACCAAGAGAGAAGAAGAAAUUUUAUAAUAACCUUGUUAAUUCUUCUGAUCCCUUCAUUCCUUCAUUACCAAGAACUAAAAGAAACAAUUCAAAUGCUUCUUUGGGGAAAUAUAAGAUCCAUCAAUCUCCACAACCUCACCAUUUAGGUAUGCCACCACAAUUCCUGGGUCCAAUACCUCAAACUCCUUAUGUUUAUUAUAAUGGUUAUAGUUAUCCACCUCCACCUCCACAACAACAAUUCCAAUCAUACCAUCCAAUGACGGCUCCUCAACCUCAUUUACAUCAUAGUCAUUCAUUUAAUUCUUUGAAUCAACCUUAUUAUAAUUCUUAUAAUUACCCACCAUCAGGAUUGAAUGUCAAUGAUAAAUCUUUUAGUGGUUCUUCAGUAAUGGCUCAAUAUUUAGCUAAAUCUCAAAAUGAUGGAUUCUUUUAUCAACCCAAUAUAAUCUAUGAUGAUAGAAGAAAAAAAGAUACGUGA